Molecule: messenger RNA, 806 nt
Organism: Anoplophora glabripennis (Asian longhorned beetle)
Lineage: Eukaryota; Metazoa; Arthropoda; Insecta; Coleoptera; Cerambycidae
Product: SUMO-conjugating enzyme UBC9-B
Exons: 5
Coding region: 134-616 (160 amino acids)
Biological process (GO): protein sumoylation
Cellular component (GO): nucleus
Molecular function (GO): SUMO conjugating enzyme activity
Source: RefSeq, a predicted model, not a curated record
UGUAGUCGAGGGAAAAUAAAAGGACCAUAAUUUUUCUGAAGUUUGAAGUGUGUUUCCUAUUUACCCGCCAAAUAUUAUUUGCAUAUUUAAAAAUACCUUGGAAAAGUGUCCGCUAGAAACUGAAUGUUGAAUAAUGUCUGGAAUCGCAGCUGCUCGAUUAGCUGAAGAAAGAAAAGCUUGGAGAAAAGAACACCCUUUUGGUUUUGUUGCCAGACCUUCAAAAAAUACUGAUGGAUCUCUCAAUUUAAUGAACUGGGAAUGCAACAUACCUGGUAAAAGGGGGACCCCUUGGGAAAGUGGACAUUAUAAACUAAGGAUGAUCUUCAAAGAGGACUACCCAAGCAGCCCCCCAAAAUGUAAAUUUGAACCUCCUCUCUUUCACCCCAAUGUGUAUCCAUCUGGCACAGUUUGUUUAUCAUUACUCGACGAAGAAAAGGAUUGGAGACCCGCAAUAACGAUUAAACAAAUUCUUUUAGGCAUACAAGAUUUGCUAAAUGAACCCAACGUUAAAGAUCCAGCGCAGGCAGAAGCAUAUACUAUUUAUUGUCAAAAUCGCUUGGAAUAUGAAAAACGGGUAAGAGCUCAAGCCAGAGCUAUGAGUCAUCAAGAACUAUGAAACGACUGACUAGCUUUGUAAAUUUUUCCUUUAUAUAUGAAAGUAUUUACAUACAUACAUAUAUGUGAUUAUUGAAUAUGGUGAAUAUUGUAACUAAGUUUUACAAAAACGAUAAUACUCUAUACAAUUAUUAGAAAAUAAGUUAUAUUAAGUGUAAUUAUAAUUUAACUUUAUGUAUUUUUAUAUUGCA